Molecule: messenger RNA, 1046 nt
Organism: Nicotiana tabacum (common tobacco)
Lineage: Eukaryota; Viridiplantae; Streptophyta; Magnoliopsida; Solanales; Solanaceae
Source: RefSeq, a predicted model, not a curated record
CUCCGUAUACCGAUAGAAACUGACACAAAUCUGAGAAUUCAAUGCAGAGAGAGAGAGAGAGAGAAAUAGCUGCCUUGAUCACAGCUGUAACAUAUUCUUAAAAAAAUCAAAAGUUUUCUGCCAACAUUAAACCAUUUUAGUUGACACCCACUUCUGAUAAUAAGGCUAUAGGGAGAUAGGUCAAAGAGUCAAAGUAUAUCAGCUAAAGGAAUCAGUAAUAGAACUUUGCUUCUAAGAAAGAAAAAGUUGAAGUUAAUAUAAUUCACAUGUCUUGGAAGAAAGGGAGUUGAGUCAAGUUGGAAUCUUUUUUAUUGUUUCUUGAAUUUUACCGAAAUUAAAAAUGGGGUUGAUUUCUGGGAUUCUGAUGGGGAUGAUAUUUGGAGUCGGUUUAAUGGCGGCUUGGAAACAUAUGAUGAGGUAUCGAAGCACCAAGCGAAUUUCCAAGGCAGUAGAGGUAAAACUAAUGGGCUCCCUCAACAGGGAUGAUCUAAAGAAAAUGUGUGGCGAUAAUUUUCCUGAAUGGAUAUCGUUCCCAGUUUAUGAACAGGUCAAAUGGUUGAACAAACAAUUGAGCAAACUGUGGCCAUUUGUUGCCGAGGCAGCCGAGGCUAUUAUAAAAGAAUCCGUUGAACCUCUUUUGGAAGAUUAUCGACCACCUGGGAUAACUUCAUUGAAGUUCAGCAAAUUGUCCUUGGGAACUGUGGCACCUAAAAUUGAAGGUAUUCGUGUUCAAAGCCUUAAAAAAGAUCAAAUUACCAUGGAUAUUGACCUUCGAUGGGGUGGUGAUCCCAAUAUCGUGUUAGGUGUGCAAGCUGCAAUGGUUGCUUCUAUACCCAUUCAGUUGAAAGAUCUUCAAGUCUUCACAGUUAUUCGUGUUAUCUUCCAACUAGCUGAGGAUAUUCCUUGCAUCUCUGCUAUUGUUGUUGCUUUACUUUCAGAGGUAUAGCCUAAUUCUAUCAUUGAAUAUGUUUCUUCUACUCUUCGGUUUGGUCCCAUUGAAUUGUUCUUAAUUCUUGUUCUGACAUUUUUUUUCUGGGGGAGACAGG